AGUCUUCAGAACCACUCCAGGCUCCGAACCCCCCCACCUCCACUUUCCCACGCUCACACGCCAAACCAACAUCACGCGGCCUCCUUCAACUCUCUCAAUCGAGGGAACUUCACCCCGCGGAGCAAUCCCAGCCCCGCUCCGACAGACCACUCCCUUUCUGGAGAGCAGCAAGCUGGGACGCAAGAGUCCACCCAUGCUCAGGACAACUGGCUACUUAACAGUAACAUCCCCCUUGAGACAAGAAACAUAGCAAAGCAGACAUUCCUAGAGACAUUGCAGGACAACCUCAUUGAGAUGGACAUUCUCACCUCCUCCCGACAUGACGGUUCUUUCAAUGAUGGGCACUUCCUGUUCAAACCAGGUGGCACCUCUCCCCUCUUUUGUACAACUUCUCCAGGAUACCCCUUGACGUCCAGCACUGUGUACUCGCCUCCCCCUAGACCUCUUCCCAGAAGUACAUUUUCUAGGCCAGCCUUUAACCUGAAGAAACCCUAUAAGUACUGUACAUGGAAAUGUGCUGCCUUGAGUGCCAUCAUCAUCUCAGUCACACUGGUGAUACUGCUGGCUUAUUUUAUCGCCAUGCACCUGUUUGGCCUAAACUGGCACCUGCAGCCGAUGGAAGGGCAGAUGUUUGAGAUGACGGAAGACACGGCCAGCAGUUGGCCAGUGCCAACGGACGUCUCCUUAUAUUCCUCAGGGGGCACGGGGUUAGAGGUACCUGACAGGAAAGGCAAAGGAGCCGGCGAAGCAGGGAAGCCCAGUAGUUUCUUUCCAGAAGACAGUUUUAUAGACACUGGGGAGAUUGAUGUUGGCAGGCGAGCCAUGCAGAAGAUCCCUCCCGGUAUCUUUUGGAGAUCUCAGGUGUUCAUUGACCACCCGGUACAUCUGAAGUUCAACGUUUCAUUAGGGAAGUCUGCUCUGGUUGGGAUUUAUGGCAGGAAAGGCCUCCCCCCCUCUCACACACAGUUUGACUUUGUAGAGCUUCUGGAUGGGAGGAGACUGCUAACUCAGGAGGCCCGGAGUCUGGAAGGCCCCCAGCGGCAGCACAAGGGCUUUGUGCCACUAGCCAGCCAUGAGACGGGAUUUAUUCAGUAUUUGGAUUCAGGGAUGUGGCACCUCGCCUUUUACAACGACGGGAAGGAGUCUGAGGUGGUCUCGUUUCUCACCACUGCCGUUGAAUCAGUGGAUAACUGCCCUAGCAACUGCUACGGGAACGGGGACUGUGUUUCCGGGACCUGCCAUUGUUUUCUCGGCUUCCUGGGUCCCGAUUGUGGACGAGCAUCUUGCCCGGUCUUAUGCAGCGGCAACGGGCAGUAUAUGAAAGGGCGCUGCUUGUGCCACAGUGGGUGGAAAGGGGCCGAAUGCGACGUCCCAACCAACCAGUGCAUCGACAUCGCCUGCAACAGCCACGGGACCUGCAUCAUGGGCACCUGCAUCUGCAACCCGGGAUACAAAGGAGAGAGCUGCGAGGAAGUGGACUGCAUGGACCCCACCUGCUCCGGACGUGGCGUGUGCGUGAGAGGAGAAUGCCACUGCUCUGUUGGAUGGGGAGGGACCAACUGCGAGACCCCCAGAGCAACCUGCCUGGACCAGUGCUCUGGCCACGGCACGUUCGUGCCCGAAACCGGCCUGUGCAGCUGUGAUCCCAGCUGGACUGGACACGACUGUGCCAUCGAGAUUUGUGCCGCAGACUGCGGAGGGCAUGGCACCUGUGUGGGAGGCACCUGCCGCUGCGAGGAAGGGUGGAUGGGCUCCGCCUGCGACCAGCGAUCGUGUCACCCGCGUUGCAACGAGCACGGGACGUGCCGGGACGGAAAGUGCGAAUGCAGCCCGGGCUGGAACGGAGAGCACUGCACCAUUGAGGGGUGUCCCGGGUUGUGCAAUGGCAACGGCAGGUGCACACUCGACAUGAAUGGAUGGCGCUGCGUCUGCCAGCUGGGCUGGAGAGGGGCCGGUUGCGACACGUCCAUGGAGACAGCGUGCGGCGACGGGAAGGACAAUGAUGGAGAUGGACUGAUAGACUGCAUGGAUCCAGACUGCUGCCUUCAGCCCCUGUGCCAUACCAACACACUCUGCCUUGGCUCCCCGGACCCCCUGGAUAUCAUACAAGAGACACAGCCCCCGGUGUCACAGCAGAACCUUUAUUCGUUCUACGAUCGGAUCAAAUUCCUGGUUGGCAAGGACAGCACACACAUCGUUCCUGGGGAGAAUCCUUUCAACGGAGGCCACCCUUGUGUGAUUCGUGGGCAGGUGAUGACAUCGGACGGGACCCCGCUCGUCGGCGUGAAUAUCAGCUUUGUCAACAACCCUCUUUUCGGCUAUACUAUCAGUAGGCAGGAUGGCAGCUUUGACCUGGUGACCAACGGCGGCAUCUCCAUCAUCUUGCACUUUGAGCGGGCGCCUUUCAUCACCCAGGAUCACACCCUCUGGCUGCCGUGGGACCGCUUCUUCGUCAUGGAGACCAUCGUCAUGAGGCACGAAGAGAACGACAUCCCCAGCUGUGACCUGAGCAACUUCGCCCGGCCCAACCCUGUGGUCUCGCCUUCCCCUCUGACGGCGUUCGCCAGCUCCUGCUCGGAGAGAGGUCCCAUCGUCCCGGAGAUACAGGCCUUGCAAGAAGAGAUUAAAAUCUCGGGCAGCAAAAUUAAGCUGAGCUACCUGAGCAGCCGUACGCCCGGCUACAAAUCGGUCCUGAAGAUCAGCUUGACCCAUCCUACCAUCCCGUUCAACCUCAUGAAAGUCCAUCUCAUGGUAGCCGUAGAGGGACGCCUGUUCAGGAAGUGGUUCGCUGCAGCCCCGGAUCUCUCCUACUACUUCAUCUGGGACAAGACUGACGUCUACAACCAGAAGGUGUAUGGGUUAUCAGAGGCCUUUGUUUCGGUGGGCUAUGAAUACGAAUCGUGUCCGGACCUGAUCCUGUGGGAGAAGCGAACGGCGGUGCUUCAAGGUUACGAGAUCGACGCUUCCAAACUCGGAGGGUGGUCUGUGGACAAGCACCACGCCCUCAACAUCCAGAGCGGUAUCCUGCACAAAGGGAAUGGAGAGAACCAGUUCAUCUCCCAGCAGCCACCUGUCAUAGGGAGCAUCAUGGGGAACGGCCGCAGGAGGAGCAUCUCCUGCCCCAGUUGCAAUGGCCUUGCUGAUGGGAACAAGCUUCUGGCUCCUGUUGCCUUGACUUGCGGCUCGGACGGAAGCCUUUAUGUCGGGGACUUCAACUACAUCCGUAGAAUCUUCCCCUCCGGAAACGUCACCAAUGUACUGGAAUUAAGAAAUAAAGAUUUCAGACAUAGCCAUAGCCCCGCUCACAAGUAUUACCUGACCACGGACCCCAUUUCCGGAUCCAUCUACCUCUCCGACACCAACAGCCGCCGUGUCUUUAGAAUCAAGUCGAUCACCGUGGUGAAAGACGUUGUGAAGAACUCGGAGGUGGUGGCCGGAACAGGAGACCAGUGUCUUCCCUUUGAUGACACCCGCUGCGGAGACGGGGGGAAAGCGACUGAGGCUACACUCACAAACCCUAGAGGCAUCACCGUGGACAAAUUUGGGUUCAUCUAUUUUGUGGAUGGCACCAUGAUCCGGCGCAUCGAUCAGAAUGGGAUCAUCUCAACGGUGCUCGGUUCCAAUGACCUAACAUCCGCCCGGCCUCUGAGCUGUGACUCAGUCAUGGAUAUCUCCCAGGUCCGCCUGGAGUGGCCUACGGACCUGGCGGUCAACCCAAUGGACAAUUCUCUGUACGUCCUCGACAACAAUGUCGUGCUGCAGAUCUCCGAAAACCACCAAGUGCGAAUCCUGGCAGGGAGGCCAAUGCAUUGCCAAGUUCCGGGCAUCGACCACUUCCUUCUCAGUAAGGUGGCCAUCCAUGCGACCUUGGAAUCGGCCACAGCUCUGGCCGUCUCUCACAGCGGCGUUCUGUACAUCACGGAGACGGAUGAGAAGAAGAUCAACCGCAUCAGGCAGGUCACCACCAACGGGGAAAUCUCUCUGGUGGCCGGCGCCCCGAGCGGCUGCGACUGCAAAAAUGAUGUCAGCUGCGAUUGCUUUUCCGGCGACGAUGGCUAUGCAAAGGAUGCCAAGCUCAACGCCCCUUCCUCUCUCGCGGUGUGCGCGGAUGGAGAGCUGUACGUGGCCGACCUCGGGAACAUCCGGAUCCGUUUCAUCCGGAAGAACAAGCCGUUCCUCAACACGCAGAACUUGUACGAAUUGUCCUCACCCAUCGACCAAGAGCUCUACUUGUUUGACACCAGUGGCAAACACCUUUUUACCCAGAGCCUCCCCACCGGAGAUUACCUCUACAACUUCACCUACACAGGAGAUGGGGACAUCACCCUGAUCACCGACAACAAUGGGAACCUGGUCAACAUCCGGAGGGAUUCCACUGGGAUGCCGCUGUGGCUGGUGGUGCCAGACGGGCAGGUCUACUGGCUGACCAUUGGCACCAACAGCGCCCUGAAGAGCGUGACAGCCCAGGGUCACGAGGUGGCCAUGAUGACCUAUCAUGGCAUCUCUGGCCUCCUUGCCACCAAGAGCAAUGAAAACGGGUGGACGACGUUUUAUGAGUACGACAGUUUUGGCCGCCUCACCAACAUCACAUUCCCUACCGGUCAGGUUAGCAGUUUCCGCAGUGACACGGACAGCUCAGUGCAUGUCCAGGUGGAGACCUCCAGCAAGGAUGACGUCACCAUAACAACCAACCUCUCAGCCUCAGGUGCCUUCUACACCCUCUUGCAAGAUCAGGUGCGAAACAGCUAUUACAUUGGUGCAGAUGGCUCCCUGCGGCUCAUCCUGGCUAACGGCAUGGAGGUGGCCCUGCAGACUGAGCCUCACCUUCUGGCCGGCACAGUUAACCCUACGGUGGGGAAGAGGAAUGUCACCCUCCCCAUUGACAAUGGUCUCAACCUGGUUGAGUGGAGGCAGCGCAAAGAGCAGGCCAGGGGUCAGAUCACCGUCUUCGGGCGCAGGUUGAGGGUUCAUAACAGGAACUUGCUGUCGUUAGACUUUGACCGCGUGACGAGGACAGAGAAGAUCUACGACGACCACCGCAAGUUCACCCUGAGGAUUCUUUAUGACCAAGCCGGCCGGCCCACUCUUUGGUCUCCUAGCAGCAGGUUGAACGGGGUCAACGUAACUUACUCCUCGGGAGGACAUAUUGCUGGGAUCCAAAGGGGAACCAUGUCGGAAAGGAUGGAAUACGACCAGUCUGGCAGGAUUACAUCCAGAAUCUUUGCCGAUGGCAAAUCUUGGAGCUACACCUACUUGGAGAAGUCCAUGGUGCUGCUUCUCCACAGCCAGAGGCAGUACAUAUUCGAGUUCGAUAAGAACGACUGCUUGUCAUCGGUGACCAUGCCCAACGUAGCCCGGCAGACAUUUGAAACGAUCCGUUCCAUCGGCUACUACCGGAACAUCUACAGGCCCCCCGAGGGAAAUGCCACGGUCGUUCAGGACUUCAACGAAGAGCGGCAGCUUCUCCACACCUAUCAUUUGGGGACAGGGAGGCGGGUCAUCUACAAGUACGGCAAGCUGUCCAAGCUGGCCGAAAUGCUGUACGACACCACCAAGAUCAGCUUCACUUAUGACGAAACCGCCGGCAUGCUGAAGACCAUAAACCUGCAAAACGAAGGGUUCACCUGCACCAUCCGGUACCGGCAGAUCGGGCCGCUCAUCGACCGGCAGAUCUUCCGCUUCACGGAGGAAGGCAUGGUGAACGCCCGCUUCGAUUACAACUACGACAACAGCUUCCGGGUGACCAGCAUGCAAGCGGUUAUCAAUGAGACGCCAUUGCCCAUCGACCUCUACCGGUACGACGACGUGUCAGGGAAGACGGAGCAGUUCGGCAAGUUCGGGGUCAUCUACUACGACAUCAACCAGAUCAUCACCACCGCCGUCAUGACUCACACGAAACACUUUGACGCUUAUGGCAGGAUGAAGGAAGUGCAGUACGAGAUAUUCAGGUCCCUUAUGUACUGGAUGACGGUGCAGUACGACAACAUGGGGAGGGUGGUGAAGAAGGAGCUGAAGGUCGGCCCGUAUGCAAACACGACGAGGUAUUCUUACGAGUACGAUGCCGACGGGCAGCUGCAGACCGUGUCGAUCAAUGAGAAGCCGCUAUGGCGGUACAGCUAUGACCUGAACGGGAAUCUCCAUUUGCUGAGUCCCGGCAACAGCGCCCGCCUCACGCCUCUGAGGUACGACCUCAGGGACAGGAUCACGAGACUGGGGGACGUGCAAUAUAAGAUGGACGAAGAUGGCUUCUUGAGACAAAGAGGGAACGAUGUUUUUGAGUACAACUCCGCAGGGCUGCUCAUCAAGGCGUACAACAAAGCCAGUGGAUGGAGCGUGAAGUACCGCUACGACGGACUUGGGAGGAGGGUCUCCAGCAAAACGGCCCAUGGCCACCACCUGCAGUUCUUCUACGCGGAUCUCACCAACCCCACCAAAGUCACCCACCUGUACAACCACUCCAGCUCUGAGAUAACGUCCCUCUAUUAUGACCUGCAGGGCCACCUCUUUGCCAUGGAGCUCAGCAGCGGGGACGAGUUCUACAUCGCUUGCGACAACAUCGGGACUCCUCUGGCUGUCUUCAGCGGGACAGGCCUCAUGAUCAAGCAGAUCCUGUACACGGCUUAUGGGGAGAUCUACAUUGACACCAACCCAAACUUCCAGAUCAUCAUCGGCUACCAUGGAGGCCUCUACGAUCCCCUCACCAAACUGAUACACAUGGGGAAGAGAGACUAUGAUGUGCUCGCCGGCCGGUGGACCAGCCCAGACCACGACAUUUGGAAACGUCUCAGCAGCAGCAAUAUAAUGCCUUUCAGUCUCUACAUGUUCAAGAAUAACAAUCCUAUCAGUAACUCUCAGGAUAUCAAGUGCUAUAUGACAGAUGUCAACAGCUGGCUGCUCACAUUUGGGUUUCAACUGCACAACGUCAUCCCUGGAUAUCCUAAGCCAGACAUGGAUGCUGUGGAGCCGUCCUAUGAACUCAUCCACACCCAACUAAAGACUCAAGAAUGGGACAAUAGCAAGUCGAUCCUGGGAGUUCAGUGCGAAGUACAGAAGCAGCUGAAGGCUUUUGUCACCCUGGAGCGCUUUGAGCAGAUCUACAGCUCCAGCAUCGCCGGCUGCCACGAAACCAAGGAGAACCACAACUUUGCCUCGGGGGGCUCCGUCAUCGGCAAAGGGGUCAAGUUCGCCAUGAAAGACGGCAGGGUGGCCACGGACAUCAUCAGCACGGCCAACGAAGACGGGCGGAGGGUUGCGGCCAUACUCAACAACGCCCACUACCUAGAGGACUUGCAUUUCACCAUCGAGGGCGUGGACACCCACUACUUCGUCAAACAAGGGCCGUCGGAUGGAGACUUGUCCAUCCUGGGCCUCAGCGGUGGCAGGAGGACCCUGGAGAAUGGUGUGAAUGUCACUGUCUCCCAAAUCAACACGGUGCUCAAUGGAAGGACUAGACGUUACACUGACAUCCAGCUCCAGUACGGAGCACUGUGCCUGAACGCCCGGUACGGGACCACCUUGGACGAGGAAAAGACCCGCGUGCUGGAGCUGGCCAGGCAGCGAGCUGUGGCCCAAGCCUGGGCGCAGGAGCAGCAGAGACUGCGGGACGGGGAGGAGGGAACACGCUCCUGGACAGAAGGGGAGAAGCAGCAGUUGCUGAGCACAGGGAGGGUUCAGGGCUACGACGGCUACUUUGUGAUCUCGGUGGAGCAGUACCCAGAACUCUCGGACAGCGCCAACAACAUUCAUUUCAUGAGACAGAGCGAGAUGGGCAGGAGGUGACAGGGAGGGUCGGCGCAUUGACUUCUUGCCAAAGACAGCUACUCUUUUGUGGCCGCAUACCAGACUGUGUUGUACUCAAUCCUCUCUCUCUCUCUUUUUUAAAGAAACGGUGAUGAAAAAGGUUGGGGUGGAAUGAUAAUACAGUUGCACUGUAACUCAUGCAACAUCCUAUUGUUUAAUUUCUCUCUCUCU
Messenger RNA from Lacerta agilis (Sand lizard), 7971 nucleotides. RefSeq names its product teneurin transmembrane protein 4 (gene TENM4). Gene Ontology annotation, biological process: neuron development; heterophilic cell-cell adhesion; signal transduction. The coding region runs from base 295 to 7779 and encodes 2494 amino acids. The record is from RefSeq and is a predicted model, not a curated record. Lineage: Eukaryota; Metazoa; Chordata; Lepidosauria; Squamata; Lacertidae. Gene Ontology annotation, cellular component: membrane; neuron projection. Gene Ontology annotation, molecular function: protein homodimerization activity; protein heterodimerization activity; cell adhesion molecule binding. The transcript has 27 exons.